Messenger RNA from Anoplopoma fimbria (sablefish), 1191 nucleotides. Its product is annotated as equilibrative nucleobase transporter 1-like. Lineage: Eukaryota; Metazoa; Chordata; Actinopteri; Perciformes; Anoplopomatidae. The record is from RefSeq and is a predicted model, not a curated record. The transcript has 11 exons. The coding region runs from base 1 to 1191 and encodes 396 amino acids.
AUGUCUUUUACAACUUGGUUUGAGAUUGAGACUUGUCGCACCCUGAGAUUUCUUUACACGAUGGGUACCUUGAUGGUGGCUUUCUUGACUGCAGCUUUGUCCAACCUGCUGUUCACAGCUCUCUCCCUCCUGUCAGCGGGUGACAUUGUGUUUGUAAUGACCAACAUGCAGGUAGGAAACCUGUUUGGGUCACAUCGCUCCACCGUCAUCACACUCUAUAAUGGGGCCGUUGACUCUUCAUCAGCACUCUUCCUUGUCAUCAAGCUGUUACACGAGUCUGGCAUAUCUUUCCACUCCUCCUUCCUCUUCCUGUCGGCCUGCAGCGUCAUUCACCUCCUCAGGACUUUCUUCCUGCUGCCCAGAGACUACAUUCUCUACCCGCUGCCUGAUGACUAUACAUACGGGAUAACCUGUGGUAAAUCAGAGACCCUGAGCUUUGAGCAGAAGACAGCGAAAGGUAAUGCAGAGACGACGACAGAGGAAAUGCCUCUCAACAUGGACAUCUCUGUGAAACAAGAGAAGAGUUUCUGUGAGUGUCUGAUGUCCAGGUUUUUCGUGUUGCAGCUGCUUUGGUUGUCAGUGAUGCAUCUCAGACAUUACUUUUUCAUCGGCACCCUCAACCCCAUGCUCCAGCAGCUGGCGGAGGGAGAUCCUUCACUGGUGAGCCAGUACACAAAUGCCUUUGCUAUAACCCAGCUGUGUGGCGUGCUGUGUGCCCCCUGGAACGGCCUCUUCAUGGACAGACACAAGGGCAAACUUAUUGCUGCAGGAGAAAGUGAACAGGAAGCAGACCUGCGGGCCUCGGUGCUUUCUCUUCUGCUGACGGCACUGCAGUGUCUGGUGUUCUCAGUUUGUGCCUCCAUCCCGUACCUGCCUCUUCAGUAUUUCACCUUUGUUGUGCAGGUGCUCAACCGCUCCUUCCUCUACGGUGGCAACGCAACCUUCAUCAGUAAGGCUUUCCCAUCGUGCCACUUUGGGAAGCUGUUUGGCCUGGUCAUGGCUCUGUCUGCAGUAAUUUCUCUGCUACAGUAUCCCUGCUUUGCCCUGGUGAAUGGAUCUCUGGAUGGAAACCCUUUAUAUGUGAACAUUGGUCUGACGGUGCUCAGCCUGCUCGCCUUCAUCCAUCCCCUCUCUGUCUUCCUGCACCGUCGACGUCUCGCCUCCCAGCGAGCCAUCAGUACCUCCUCCUAA